Messenger RNA from Gastrolobium bilobum, 4038 nucleotides. Its product is annotated as formin-like protein 18. The record is from RefSeq and is a predicted model, not a curated record. Lineage: Eukaryota; Viridiplantae; Streptophyta; Magnoliopsida; Fabales; Fabaceae. Bases 1 to 4038 code for a protein of 1345 amino acids. The transcript has 20 exons.
AUGGCCACGAUGCGCAAAUUGUCGUUUUGCAAGCCCCCCGAUGGCCUUCUCGAGAUCUCUGACAGAGUUUAUGUUUUUGAUUGCUGUUUCGGCAUGGAACAUGAUCGGAAUGAACAACAUUACAAAGUCUACGUGGAUGGGGUGGUUGGUCAAUUUCGAAAAAACGUUCCUGACGCUUCAAUUUUGGCAUGCAAUUUCGGUGAGGAAGAGACAAAUAGCAAGAUGGCCAAUGUUUUGUCCUUGCAUGAUGUUACUCUCAUGGACUAUCCUCGCCACUACCUAGGUUGCCCCGUGCUAAAAAUGGAAACCAUGUGCCUCUUUCUAAGGUCGUGUGAAAGUUGGCUCUCUAAUCGUCACCACAAUGUCUUGUUGAUGCAUUGUGAGCGUGAUGGUUGGCCAGUUUUGGCUUUCAUGUUGGCUGCAUUGUUGAUUUUGAUGAAGAAGUGUGAUGGUGAACAGAGGACUUUGGAUAUGGUUUACAAGCAAGCUAAGCGCGAGCUUUUGCAUUUGUUGAUGCCAGUGAAUCCCAUCCAUUCGCAACUGAGGUAUUUGCAGUACGUUUCAGGGAGGAAUAGGACCUUAGACUGGCCUCCAUUGGACAGGGCUAUCAGGUUGGAUUGUAUCAUUGUCAGGUUUAUCCCAAACUUUGUUGGUGAAGGUGGUUGUGGUCCGGUGUUUAGAAUUUAUGGACAGGAUCCUUUUCAUGCCGAUAAGAAUCCAAAAAUCUUGUACUCAACGCCCAAGAUAACCAAAAAUGUCCGGGCUUACAAUAUGGGAGAUUGUGAAACAAUUAAAGUUGAUAUCAAUUGCCAUAUUCAAGGUGAUGUCCUGAUUGAGAGCAUUAACUUGAAUGGUGACAUGGACAGGGAGCACCUGAUGUUCCGAGCCAUGUUCAACACAGCUUUUAUUAGAUCUAAUUCCCUGGUACUUAAUCGGGACAACAUUGAUGUUUUAUGGUAUGCUAAAGAUUGCUUCCCAAAGGAUUUCAGAGCAGAGAUUCUUUUCUCCGAGAAGGAUGCUGCUGCAGCAGUUCUUGAGAAUGGCACAUCAUGCUUUGGGGAGAACGAAGGAUUGCCUGUUGAAGCAUUUUCCAAAAUUCAAGAGAUCUUUAGUUAUGCGGACUGGAUGAAUCCCACCGAAGAUCCUGCACUAAAAGUACUCCAACAGAGACGUGAUUCAUCUAUCAUACAUGACAAGUUGAAUACAAGUUCGGAUAAGUAUGUGGAGAGUGGCACUCUUUUGCAUGGCAAAGGUCCUGAACAGCCUCAGGAGAAAAAAAAUGAAGCAAAUUGUUUCUUGUCUUCAACUAAGCAAUCCCCAGAUAAUGAUAUGAGUAGAAAAGAGGAUAAGAUCAUCAAGACUGGUUAUAUUCCACCACAGUAUAGGAAGUCUGACAUCCUCAGUCAAAAAACGCCUAGCUCUUUAGAAAGAACCUCAGACUCCAGUAAUUGUGUAACAGAUUCUGCAAAUCCUUACAGAAAACAACAUUCAUAUAAUUUUGCCUUAUCUGGUUCUGUGGAUACCUCCUCUAGUGGUUCAAUGUCACCACAAACACCUCCACAGCACUCUCCCUUGUCUAGCAGGGCUAAAAAAGUUCAUGAUUUCCCUCCUUAUAAGGAAUCAGAUCUUAAUAGUCUUUUGCCUUUGAAAUCAAGACAUCCACUUACUGAAGAAACUGAAUCUCAAUCACAAGACAAAUGUCAGUCAUUUAAUAUUAGCUCUACAAAUAGGACUCCAUCCUCAUGUGCUUGUCAAAAUAAGUCACCGAAUGAUGAUGUUUCUGAUCCUCCGGCUUCUGCAAUUAGGUCAACUCAGUCACCUCUUCCAUCCCCUCAACUUUCUUCCCCAACACCUCCUUUAAAGAAGAUUUUACCUGUUAGGACAAGACCUGAUUCGUUCCCUUCAAAACUUCAAACCCCGCCACCUCCACCCACUCCUCCACUAAAGGAACAUGUACAAAUUAGAGCUGGACCUCAAUCCCCACCAACUCCUCCAAAGGAUGAAAAACAAAUCAGAGCUGGAACCCCUCCUUCACCUCCAACUCCACCACCACCUCCUUGUCUUUCUGGGAAAUCUGCAAGUCCUACUAUAGCACCCCCGCCUCCGCCACCACCAGCUGUUCCUUCAGCUCCAGCUGCUCCACCACCUCCAACUUACUUUGAUAAAGGAGGUGUAAAACCAGACAAUGGUUUUCCCACGUCACUUUUGGUUGGUGGUGAUGGACAUAAUGUGUCAGGCACACAAGGACAUCGAUCUACUUCAUCCACUGGCUCAAAGGGACGAAUUAUAUCACAUACAAGCUCAAAUAGUCAGACCAAAAAGUUGAAGCCAUUGCAUUGGUUGAAACUAUCUAGAGCAGUGCAAGGAAGUUUGUGGGCAGAGGCACAGAAAUCUGGUGAAGCUUCCAAAGCCCCGGAGAUUGAUAUGUCAGAGCUUGAGAGUCUCUUCUCAGCUGCAGUCCCAAGAGCAGUCCCUUCCAAGAAGUCAAAUGUCCAAAGCUCAGUUGGGCCAAAGUCUGAUAAAGUGCAACUGAUUGAUCAUACACGAGCAUAUAAUUGUGAAAUCCUUCUUUCAAAAGUGAAAGUGCCCUUACAUGAAUUCAUGAGCUCAGUGCUAGCACUGGAAGAGUCGGCAUUAGACACUGAUCAGGUUGAGAACCUGAUGAAGUUUUGUCCUACGAAAGAGGAGAUAGAAGUACUCAAGGGUUAUAAUGGAGAUAAGGAGAAGCUUGGACGAUGUGAACAGUUCUUCCUGGAGUUGAUGAAAAUUCCCCGGGUAGAAUCUAAGCUCAUGGUUUUCUCAUUCAAGAUUCAGUUUCACUCUCAGGCUUCUGACCUUAGAGAUAGCCUGCAUGUUGUUAAUGCUGCUUCAGAAGAGAUCAGGAACUCUGUCAAAUUAAGGAGAAUCAUGCAAACAAUACUUUCUCUAGGAAAUGCUUUGAACCAGGGAACUGCCAAGGGUUCUGCUAUUGGAUUCAGAUUGGAUACCCUUCUUAAACUCACUGAGACACGUGCACGGAACAACAAGAUAACUCUCAUGCAUUAUCUUUGUAAGGUUGUGGCAGAUAAACUACCAGAAGUUUUAGACUUCUCCAAGGAUCUUGCUAACCUCGAGCCAGCUGCAAAGGUCCAAUUGAAGUUUGUGGCAGAGGAGAUGCAAGGUAUAAACAAAGGAUUAGAGAAAGUUGAACAUGAACUAUCGAACUCUGAAAAUGAUGGUCCUAUAUCAGAAACUUUCAGCAAGAAUUUGAAAGAGUACCUCUGUUCUGCGAAAGCCGAAGUCAGUUCGUUGGCUUCACUUUACUCUCUUGUGGGUAGGAAUGUGGAUGCUUUGAUUAUUUAUUUUGGUGAAGAUCCAUCACGCUGCCCUUUUGAGCAAGUUGUUACAACUUUGCUCAACUUCACUGGAAUGUUCAACAAAGCCCAUGAAGAAAACUGCAACCAGCUUGAGCUUGAAAUGAAGAAAACAGAAGAAAGUGAGAAACAAAAAUGUGAUUCAGUUUCAGUCAAGGGGUUGUGCAUUUUGCUUAGUGGUUUGGUGCAGAAUGGUUGGGACGAUGGUUCGGAGGAUUGGUGUUGGCGUAAGAUUUGGAAGUGGCCUGGUACCCUUCGAAUGAAAAUUCUUCUUUGGAAGUUAGCUUACGGGAGGUUACCUAAUAAAUUGUGGAUUACCUCGUGGUCUAAUGGGGAUAGCCUCUGCCCAAUUUGUAGGAGUGAAGAUGAGUCUAUUAUCCAUGUUUUUUUGGACUGUGCAGUUGUCUGCGAAUUAUGGUGCGAAUCCAUUCCUCUGAUUCACCAGGAUGGCUUCUUCACGGUUUGGUGUUGGAGAAAUAACGUUGUUCAUUUGCAAUUGAUGGCUCCUUCGCUGCCUCAUUCUGCUGGUGUCAUUAAGCGCACUCUUGCUUAUGUCUUAGGGUCUUUUUCCCCUUCCAUCUCUCAUCCAGUGGCGUAUUUGCUAACAAAAAGGGCUACAAUCGCUAUUUCAGCUACGAAAGCUCAAUUCAGACGGGAAGAUGGUCGCAAUCUGAGCCCAAGAUGA